Tinamus guttatus (white-throated tinamou) is the source of this 1131-nucleotide messenger RNA. It is a transcript of the gene PRR11, whose product is annotated as proline rich 11. The record is from RefSeq and is a predicted model, not a curated record. Lineage: Eukaryota; Metazoa; Chordata; Aves; Tinamiformes; Tinamidae. Gene Ontology annotation, cellular component: nucleus; cytoplasm.
AUGGCAAAGUACAAGCAACGUCGACGAAAGCUGAGAGCCAGAGCAAAAUUUCUAAUGGAAAAAAAAAGAGAUGCUGCUAAUCCCCAGAGCUCAGAUUGCCCCUCUCCAAGGCCAGCAGGUGAUGUUCCUCUGGACACAUCAACCGUGCAAAGCCGUCUGUCCUCAGUCUGGUCGUUCACUUUGCCCAGUGUGAAAACGGUAGUAAAACCCUUUACAGCAACAGCAUCGUUCCUGUACUGUUGGUGCCAGAGCACUGUCACACAGAGUCUUAAAGUGGUUAAAGACACCAUAUUUCCAUCACAAAUCUACUUAAGGGAGCUAAAUACAUUUAGAGAGAAGCUGGAAAAGUUGGAAACUGAAUUCUCUCAAUUACAAGGAAUACUCCAGAUGAAUGGAACUGCAGCUUCGUCUUCAGACAAUUCUCUUUGUCAACGGUGCAAUAAGCCAGUUCUGGAUGCUCCUGCACAAACACAGGGGGACCUGCUCUUACCAGUGUCCGGGCCUUGGGCAGAACAACUGCAACCUGCACAUGCAGCCCCUGCACCUCUCCCACCUCCACCACCACCCCCGCCACCACCUUUGCCCCCACCACCAGCACCUCCAGCUCCUCUCCUCCUCAAAUGGGGCAGCAGCUCCAAAACCCUCCCGGAAACAUCACUAAAAAAAGAUGGGCCGAUGCAUAUCACUCUCAAAGAUCUCCUGAAUGUAAAACUAAAGAAAACAGAGAACAACCUGAGAACUGACAAGGCAGGAUCACCAGUGAAGACACGCAGGGCAUUAAUUACCGUGUCAGAUUUACAGAGCAUUAGUCUGAGACCUAAAUCCAAUCCAUCAGUUCACAUUACAAACUGCUUAAUUACUCCUGCUAAAAAUCAGUUAGAUCUUCGAAAACAUCUUAAGAAAGUCAAUAUACAAAGAAGUCCUGGGGGCACUCCACUAAAUGCUAAAGAAAACAUGGAGAGCGGCACUGGCUUGACACCGAUCAUGACACAGGCACUGCGACGCAAGUUUCAGAUGGCUCAUCCAAAGAGUCCCUCUCCAGCCAAGUUAAAUGCUGCUAACAGCUUCGAUGAACAGAAGUAGUUUUAUGGAACAAUGUAUUUUAUUCAGCUAUGGUGAGGAAGUCACUUG